AUGCACCAUGCUGCUCCCUUGGAAGGCCGGCUGAGCGAUGCAGCGGCGAAGGCAGUGAACGAGCUGUUGUCGUCGGGCGCCGGCGGCAACCUGAGCAGCCUCUCUUCCUGGGCCGACAAGGUCAGGUUCAGGGGACUGCAAGGACGAGGAGGGCGUCAAGGUCCACUGCGUUGCUGGUGCCAUCAACAACUACACCUCCCAACUCCUCACCUAGGGAUCAUCAUCGCCAUCACCAUCUUCUAA
Molecule: messenger RNA, 243 nt
Organism: Triticum turgidum subsp. durum (durum wheat)
Lineage: Eukaryota; Viridiplantae; Streptophyta; Magnoliopsida; Poales; Poaceae
Source: the annotation of a GenBank genome assembly